This is a messenger RNA of Zea mays, 1924 nucleotides long. RefSeq names its product putative domain of unknown function (DUF641) containing family protein. NCBI's taxonomy places the organism in Eukaryota, Viridiplantae, Streptophyta, Magnoliopsida, Poales, Poaceae. The transcript has a single exon. Gene Ontology annotation, biological process: negative gravitropism; response to red or far red light. Bases 197 to 1609 code for a protein of 470 amino acids. The record is from RefSeq and is marked provisional.
CAGAUCCCGCACUCCUCGCUCGCGUUCUCCCUCCACCGCCCCCAACUCCUCGCCGUCCCACCGCCCCGAACCACCCACACCCACCACUCACCUCCAUCCCCCACCUCUGCACUCCCGCAAUUCGCGUCGCCGACAACCCGCCCCGCUCGGCGGCGGAGACAAAGAGCGCGCCGAGCGCGCGGCGGCGGGCGUAGCCAUGCUCCACAAGUUCGCGCUCGCGUUCAAGACCAAGACCAUCGAGUUCUUCGCCGAGGAGGACGAAGACGAGGACGCCGACCGGUUAGCGCGCUCUCCGGCGCCGGGGGCGGAUGGGGUCCUUGCCUGGCAGCGGGUGGUCGUGCUGAAGCCCGACCCGCCGAACCCUAACCCUAGCGCGGAUGGGGAGGGGAAGGCGGCGUCCGGGCAGGAGGCCGCCGUCGCCGCGGCGCUUGCGACGGCCUCGUCGUUCCAGGCGGCGUACCUGCACCUGCAGGCCGCCCACGCGCCGUUCCUGCCGGAUGCGGCGGCGGCCGCGGACGCCGCCGCUGUGUCGCACCUCCGGAGGCUGUCGGAGCUCAAGCGGAUCGCGAGGAGCGGGCCGGUGGGCCCGCCCGUGACGGACGGUGGCGGGGCCCUCACGGCGCACCUCGAGGCCCAGGUGCGCGAGAACCAGGCACUGCUGCGGUCGUUCGACGCCGUGGUGAACCGCCUACAGGCCGCGCUCGACGCCAAGGACGCCGCGGCCGCCGCGCUGCGGCUGGACCUCGAGGCGCUCGACGACGCCAACGCGCGGCUCGCGGGCCGCCUCGACCGCGCGCUCGCGCCUCCGCCGGGCGGGGACGCCGUCGGCGCGAUGCUGUCCGCGGGCGUCUUCGACUCCGUCCUACGCGAGGCGCUCCGCGUCGCGCACCGGUUCGCCCGCGCGCUUGCCGAGGUCCUGCGGUGCGCUGGGUGGGACCUGGCCGCGGCCGCAGAGGCCGCUUACCCUGGCGUCGCCUACUCCAAGUCCGGCCACUGCCGCUACGCGCUCCUCUCCCGCGUCUGCCUCUCCAUGUUCGACGGCUUCGACUCCUACCAGUUCGGCGCCACAGCCGACACCACGGAGCUUGGAGGAACCCAGCUGGCAGCCCGCAGGAACGAGUCACUGCAGCAAUUCAUCGAGCACUCAGAUGCAGAUCCCAUGGAGCUGAUGAAUUCUAGCCCGGACUGUGACUUUGCCCGAUUCUGCGACCGCAAGUACAGACAGCUGAUCCAUCCAGGCAUCGAGUCCUCACUGUUCGGGAACUCAGAGUGCGGGACACUGCCGGUGGUGAGCGUGGCCGGCCCACUCUACGAGCUGUUCGUCGCAAUGGCAAGCUCGAUCUGGACACUCCACAGGUUAGCCUGGGCAUACGACCCCGCAGUCGGCAUAUUCCAGGUCGGCCGGGGCGCAGAGUUCUCGACGGUGUACAUGGAGAACAUUGUCCGGUCGAAGAAGUGUUUUGCGGGGAGCAAGGAGCCCGGGAAGCCGGUGCGGCCGAAGGUCGGGUUCACGGUGGUGCCGGGCUUCCGGCUCGGAGGGACAGUGAUCCAGUGUACGGUGUAUCUGGAUCACGGGAAGAGGGAAGAAGACAUUACAGAUUCGGUUUGAGCUGGAGUGGAAACUAUACAGGCAAAGAAAGGAAACUGUACAUUCCCAAAGAAAAAGGAGGUUAUGUAAAGGCGAUCAAGAACAGUGCGUGGAAAUAACCUGCAGGAUCGAAGUCGCUGCUCGAUGAUGAGUAUAAAGAAAGCUAUUUAUCUUUUGAUUUAGUUUUGUUUUUUUUGUGGGCUGUACAAAGGUCAACGGGUGAAGAGAGCUUUGUGUUCUAACAGAGUCGAAGGGUUAUUACCAUCUGAUCUUGGGUAACUUAAUUAUUUGUGUGUAGGUCGAUUCCAUCUGUAAAUGUAUAUUUAUGAGGGAGUA